Messenger RNA from Benincasa hispida (wax gourd), 2079 nucleotides. RefSeq names its product basic leucine zipper 43. The record is from RefSeq and is a predicted model, not a curated record. Gene Ontology annotation, biological process: regulation of DNA-templated transcription. NCBI's taxonomy places the organism in Eukaryota, Viridiplantae, Streptophyta, Magnoliopsida, Cucurbitales, Cucurbitaceae. Gene Ontology annotation, molecular function: DNA-binding transcription factor activity.
AAUUAAUUGUUAUGAAAAGAAUUAUAAUGUUGUUUAUCUUUCUACGAAUUUGAAAUAGUUUUUUGAUUGUAAGGAAAAAAAACAAGUUUGGCUUCGUAAAGUAGGUCAUAGGAGAGUUUGUUAAUUGCUAUCAACUUUUUGAUCUAAUCUUUGUUGUAAACUAAACUAGUUUGCAAGUGGGUUUCAAGAAGAAGAGGCGAAAAGAAGAGGAAAGAUUAGAUAAGCAAAAUGGAAAGAAAUUGAAUUAAAGCAUUUAUGUGAAUAAUUUAUUGUUAGAACUAUGGGAAAGCUUGACUUAGGUGUGCUAUUGUGGACACUUGGUGGAGUCGUGUGCUUAAAUAAUCAUUUGGAUAACAUUGGAGCUUAUGACAUUAAGAGCAAUUUUUCUGUUCCUUUUGGAGUUUCUCGACUUUAUUACUUUAAGUAGGAUAAAUGGGUGGAGAGGAAGAAGAUUGACACGACUUUUUAAUCCAAGUUUUUUAUUGGGUUGGUAUACGGUACAACAAUUAUGCUUUUUCAACGUUGAAAGAACACAUCUAAGUUUAGGACAAGGUUUAGUAUUUCUCGAUAUGACGCAUGCAAGUGAAUGAAACAAAAAGGGAAAAACGCAACCAGAGCCAAUCAAUAUGAAUGGAAUGGUAGCCAACGCAAAGCCAGAUUUUUGGUAUGGUUAUGCAUAUACUUCACAGACAAGGUGUUUGAUGAAAUGCUUCAGAGAAAUGGAUGCAGCGGUGAUUUAGGUAAAUGAUGCAAACAACCUAAAUGGGUCCCUCCAACCCAAUACUUUCAGUGCUUAGUGAGUCAUCAGAAGUCUAAUUAAAUUGGUUAUCAGUACUUAAAAAUUGUUACUUGAGAAUUUGCCUUUUUGUGGUAACUUUCAUUACGUCAUUGGUUCAUAAGGUCAGAUGUUAUUGGCUGCUUGAGUUUAAUGUAUUAUGCUUCUGUAGUCUGGUGGUGAGAAUCCCAAAGGAAAAGUUCUUGCCUGGAAUUGACUUUUAACGCCAUUAGUCUUUUGUUUUAACUUUUGAAUUGUUUCACCCACGACAUGAUUUCUUCUGUCACUUAUGAGCAUAUAUGUAUAUGUGCCUGCGCGUGUUUAUAUCCACAUUAGAUGCAUAUCAAGCACUGGAGCUGCACACUAAUAGGGUCAUUGCAAUAAUUUUUAGACCUUAUGCUCAUGUAAGUCUCCUAACAACUGUAGCUUUACUUUGCUAAAUUGGCCCACUUUUCCAACUUUAUCAUCCUAUAAAAACCCAUCAAUCCUCCUGCUUGUAUUCCUUGUCUCACCAUCAGUAAUCUGCUAGACAAACCCUCUGAAUCCACUAUCAAAAGAAUUCCAAAUAUGCUUCCAGGUGAAAUAACCGGCAUCCAGUUUUUUCCAUCCGAAAACUCUUUUCAAAUUCCUUCAAACAUUGACAUGAUGCAGAACAACUUUCAGACUCUCCAUCAUUUCAAUGGCUUCUUAGGCAACCUUCCGAUGUCUCACGUCCCUCAUCCCAGCCAUGAAUUCCUUGCACAAUCUUCAAGUUUUAGCUACAACUCAACAUCUGAUGAUGCAGAGGAACAACAGAAGAGUAUUAUUGAUGAGAGAAAGCAGAGGAGAAUGAUUUCUAAUAGAGAAUCAGCUCGUAGAUCGCGGAUGAGAAAACAGAAGCACCUUGAUGAGCUUUGGUCUCAGGUACUUCGGCUUCGCACCGAGAACCAUAAACUGAUAGACAAGUUGAACCAUGUAUCUGAUAGCCACGAAAAGGUUCUUUUGGAGAAUGCCAGACUCAAGGAAGAAGCCUCCGAUCUUCGUCAGAUGCUCAGUGACCUACAAAUUGGCAGCCCUUACACUCCUUGCUUGAGUAACCUCGAAGAUAUUCCCUGCAACACUGCACAUCUCAGAGCUGAAUCUUCAUCAUGCCAGUCCAUCGCCAACUCCAUUGAUAACCUACUCCAUUGAGGAUAAAUCUUUUAACUCUCUGAUAAGAACUUCUAGUUCUUUUCUUUUUAUCUAGUUUUCUUAUUAGUCAUCAGUCUUUGCCUCGAGCUUGUAUGAAAUCAGUAGUAGAAUAAGAUUGUUUCAAGUUUCAACCA